Daktulosphaira vitifoliae (grape phylloxera) is the source of this 3015-nucleotide messenger RNA. Its product is annotated as leucine-rich repeat-containing protein 49. Gene Ontology annotation, molecular function: protein binding. The record is from RefSeq and is a predicted model, not a curated record. The coding region runs from base 127 to 2643 and encodes 838 amino acids. Lineage: Eukaryota; Metazoa; Arthropoda; Insecta; Hemiptera; Phylloxeridae. The transcript has 10 exons.
AAGCAAAAGUUGAGCUAACAUAUAGCGUGAUCAUUGACGUUUCUAUGUUGAACAGUUUAUAUAAAUCGAAAAUAUUACACACAAACGCUAGUUCUCUAUGACGACAAACAUGCAAAUCAUUCACUAAUGUCGUCGAAUAACGAGUUUUCAGAGCACGAACUUACAGAAUUCUACGUAUUUGGAAAAAAUACAGAACAUAUAGAUAUUAACUUCACUGAUUCACUGCAUAAAGAUACAUACACUUAUGUUCCAACACUACCAGCCGCAUUACAUCCUCAAUUUCAUAAGAAAAUAAAUAAAUUUGAAAAUCUGUCUGAAAAUAUGAGUACUUCCAAUGUAGUGUCUUUGCAAACUUUAAGUGAUGGCAAAAUACAAGCAACGAGGUCUCAAAGUGUUAAGAAUCAGAAUCCUGAAAGAAUGAGUCUAGACAGAAGAGGAUUAAUGACCGUUCCGGUGAUAACGGGUGAAUCUCGAUUAAGACUUCUAUCAAUGCAACACAAUUUACUAACAAAGUUAGAUGGUAUUUCAAACCCUAACCUUUCUAGGCUAGUUUUUUUAGACAUUUAUGGAAAUCAAGUGGAAAGAAUUACAAAUCUUGAUAAUCUGAAUAACUUACGUGUACUUUUGUUAGGAAAAAAUAGAAUCAAAAGGAUAGAAGGAUUGAAAUCACUGCAGAGAUUGGAAGUACUCGAUUUACAUGGAAAUCAAUUAACCCAAAUUGGAGGUUUGCAAAAUCAAGGGGAAUUAAAAGUGCUUAAUUUAGCAGGAAAUCAAAUAAAAGCGAUUGGUUCAUUAGAUUUAGUUGGCUUAAAAUCACUGAGAGAAUUUAAUCUUCGGAGAAAUAAAAUAAAAUGUUUACUUGGAUUUGCAGAAACGCCUCAACUAACAAAACUCUUUCUUAGCAACAAUGAACUAAACACUAUAGAAGAUUUGCCAAGUAUUGUGAAUUUAAAUAAACUUCAAGAAUUAGCUAUUGACAACAAUCCAGUGUCGAACACUGAAGUAUGUAUUUCAUUUGUAAUAUCGCACCUUCCUCAACUUCAAGCGUUUAAUCGCUUCAAAAUAUCCGACCAAAUGAGGCGAGCUGCAACUAUAUGGAAAGAAACUCGCGAAAGUCUUAAAUGUGUAUCAACUAAUUCUAUAUCUGAACCAGGAAAAAAUGGUCGUGAACACGUUAUAUACAAUGCUAAAGCUAAUUGGGAACAUAUGAGUUCAUAUCAAAUUACCCAUCCGAAUUUAGCAUCUUCAUUAAAAGAUCUUAGAAGUUCCACAGAGACUGAAGAUGGCACCAAAAGUGAUUCAGUAUUAUGUAAAAACACGUCUCAAAAUAAUACCGAAAUAUCGGUAGCAGAUCGUCGUAAGAAAAAAAUGUAUUUUUUAAACAAAAAUCGAGUAUUUGUUGAAAAAAAAUUAUGCCAGCGUCCCGUGAAUAACAAAAAUGAAUUGGUCCCCGUAACUCGAUUACCGCCUAUAUUAAAUCAAUACCUUAAUCAAAGUCCUAAUUCACGCCAAAUGACUGUUUUUCAUCGAAAUGAUAACAGUAUUCAGGAAAUAUGCCAGCCUGAUCAAAAUAUUCAGAGUAAACAAAAUAUAUUAAGUCAAGGUAAUGCUGAAGCAUCUUCAAGUAGUGACGAAACCGAUUGUAGUAGUAGUUCUGCAUCAUCCAAACAAAAAAGUUUAUUAAAACAACCUAAAAAACUCAUUAGACCUAUAAAAAGUGCAAAUCCUAGAAUGACAGCACCUAUUAUAUGUGAUAAACAAGAAAAAGAUUUUAGACCAACCACAUCACAUUCAAAACAGCUGGGAUCAAACUCUAAUCGUAAAGAUAAAAAUAAAGAACAAGGAGGUGAUUAUUUGGUUGAAAUAACAGGAAAAUUUUUAAAUGUUUAUGGUCAAAGUAGUUUACGGUAUAUUGAUAAACCAUGGAAUCAGUCAAAAUCUAGUGAUGUCACUACAAUUAAAUUUAACUACGUUAUUUUUAACUCACUUGUACCAAUAUUUUCAAAAAUUAAAAAUCGUUUUCCUAAUGCUGAACAGUAUUUUUUCCGAGAUACAAAUAUUUAUUGUCUUGGUCAGUUAAAUGCAUUGGCAGAUUUGCAGGGUAUAGUAUCUUUAAGUAUACACGAAGAUGGAAAUCCAAUUACAAGAAAAGAUUGGCAACCUUAUGCAAUAUACAGGCUAUCGCAUUGGGGUUUGAAAUAUAUUAAUGACUUAGAGAUUGAUGAUAUACAAAUAAUAAAAUCAUCAGAUACCUACAAAGGAUUAAGUGAUCUUGUUUUGUGCUCUCUACCUGAAUCACUGUUGACUUCUUUACUUAAUAAAUUACAACUUGAUUAUAGUACUGAAGAGAAUGCAUGUAAAUGGCUGCAGUCAUCGGAUCCAGCGCUAAGGAGUGUCGUUUGUAAAGAAGCUCUCCAGUGGCGUAAAAAUAGUAACGCUCAGGAUGAAUGUAUUUGGAGACAUAAAGGAUUGACACAUUUCAAUUCACUGAUAAACACAACUUGUUUUGCCAUGGCUAAAUUGAUCUUUUUAGAAUACGAAUGGCCACAUAUUCUUAAAGAAAUCGUACAAAAUACAUUAGUGGAUUAUUCACAAUUAGAAGACUACAUGAAGAAAAAAUUGAAUGAUCUGCGUCCUUUAUAAAGCAAUUAGAACUCUUUGAGAUGAAAUUUAUUUUUAAAAUUUAUAAAAACAAAAAUAUGAUGUUAUACAAUUUAAGACAGUAUUCCUUGUUAUCGAAUAUAAAAAGUAAAUUAUUUUGUGUGAAGUAUUAUAAAAAAAAAAUUUAAUUAAUUUUUAUAUUCACAUUAUUUAUAUAGUGAAACAAUUUUUUUUCGUUGAAUUUUUUUUUGAUAAAUUUGUAUUAUUUGAAUGCCAUUUGAACAUUUUGACCACAAUAUUGUAUGAAAAAAUAAAAAAAAAAUGCUAGAAAAACAAAUUAUUGGAUUGAAUAGACUGAUUUUUAUCAAUAAACAAAAAUGAUUACUUGAAAAAUUAUUAUUUAUUAUUUGAACU